This is a messenger RNA of Momordica charantia (bitter melon), 1554 nucleotides long. RefSeq lists its product as uncharacterized. The record is from RefSeq and is a predicted model, not a curated record. NCBI's taxonomy places the organism in Eukaryota, Viridiplantae, Streptophyta, Magnoliopsida, Cucurbitales, Cucurbitaceae.
UCCUUGGUUUUUUUUUUUUUUUGGAUAAGAGAUUCUUUUCUUCCUUGUUAUUUGAUUCUUUGAAAGAGUAAAAAACCAUUGCUAUUGAAUUAACCCUCUACCAUGUUUAACUAUUUAUUCAACUCUAUAAGAAUGAUAUUAUCUAAUCAAUUCAAUGUUUGAAUACUAUGUGACUUUCUAUCUGUUUAUUCAUACCAUCAAGAGAUUCCAUGACUUCAUACUAAGAUAAGGUACUUUUAAAGAACUUGAUCUCAAUAUUUAGUUUUUGAUUAGCAUUUCUUUAAGUCAGUACUGUGGAAAUGUAUUUACACGUUCUUGGGUUAUUAGAAGUUUUGAGAAGCAAUCAAUCCUACGUUUGUUUCAUUCGAAUGCAACCAGAAAGUUAUUUUCUCUUAAUAUUCUUUCACAAUGAUCUCUUACUAAGAUGUAUUUUCUCUUUGCGAAUCUAUUUCUGAAUAUAUAUACCCAUAUUUCCUUUAGCUCCUUGUUCCAGAUUUUCUGUUUCUUAUUAUUGUUUAUGUAUACAAACAUGCUUCAUUUCUUCCCUUACAUUCAAAAUAAAACAUUUUAUAUAAAAUACUAGUUCAGAAACAGAGAAUCAAGGAAAUUCGUCCCCCAUUAUUGCUGCAGCUGAAAAAUCUAAUGGAGUCUGUGUGUGGAUGGAGAAGCCAUGGGAGACCUCAAAAUUGUUCAUCAUAUCUCCAUUGCAGAAACUUGGAAGCUUCGCUGAAAGAGAAAGACGUGGCAACCUGAUAAUGAAUCAUAGAUUGAGAUCGCCGAGUGGCAGUUAGUUAGACGUGCACCCAUUUUCCCUCUUUCUCCGUUUAAUAAAUUCCCAUGGCCACGUUCAUCCGCAUCGUUCCUUCUCUCAUGGCCAUCUCCUUCCUCCGAUUCUCUCUCUAUCCGCCGCAUUGUCUCACCGCCGCCAAGUGGACGGCGCUCCUGACGCUAACUGCAGCCGUGGCCUCGUUCGCUCCGGAGUUCAUAUUCACCAAUGCGACGUCGCUUUCGUCGUCGUUCUCCAAAUCCUGCCGCCGAGACGGCUACAUCAGGAUCCCGCUGGACCUCCCYGGAGAUGUUCUGUGCUUGCCGGCGAAAAUGGUGACCCGCUCCAGUUUGGAUUUCUUCGUCCCUACCGUAUUCGCUGCUCUCGGCGUCGGCGUUUCGGUUUGCUUCGUUCGAUCCUUUGGAUUGUUGGAGAACGCCGAGAACUCUCGAUUCGAUCGAAGUUAACUUGUGUAAAUCAUUCAGAACUUGUUGUUUCAUUUGUAAUUUAAGUUGACGAUGUUUCAUCAUUGGGUUCGUUUUUCCUGACGAGAGUUGGGGAGAUGAUCUUCUCACAGAAGAUCAGAAAAUUUUCAUGGGCCUUGAGAGAAUCUGCAUUGGCCCAUUGAAAUGGGACCCACUGUUAGCUGGUCAGCCCAAUUGAAACGUAAUGGUCCUCCGCCUCUUUGGGCUUGCAUCGCGUAUUGCACAAUUUUAUUUUUCCUUUUAAAUCAAAAAGUUUCAGAUAUUAUAAAAAUAUCUACAUUUUCUAGAUAGGCUUUAUUUCGU